CGCCUGCCAGCCAUGGCCACAGCUGAGACUGCACUACCCUCCAUCAUCAGCACGCUGACCGCCCUGGGCUCCUUCCCAGAUAUCCAGGGCUCUCUCAAGUGGUGGCGCUCCAUGGAGGCGCAGGACGUGGGCCCGGGUCCCCCCGACCCAACGUGGCAGCUCCUUCACGUGAAACUAGAGUCGGACGACCCUUCCGCCGAGGACGAAGACAACGACGACCAGACCUGCACCGCCGCCUGGGACCUGGAUCUCUCCCUAAGUAACUUCUCCAGCACCGAGCCCGGCUGCGCGCACGGGGCCAGCGUUCUGGCUCCCAGCGAGGGCCCCGCAGCGCCAUACCCAGCGCUGCCCGAGACUCUGGGCGCGUAUGGGGGCGGCCCGGGGCUGGUCCCUGGGCUCUUGGGUCUCGAGGAGCCCUCGGGGUGGGCGCACGCUGCCCCACGAGCCCUAGCCCCCGACGCCUUCGUGGCUCCAGCCCUGGCCCCGGCCCCCGCUCCAGCUCCCAAGGCGUUGUCGCUGCAGCCGGUGUACCCGGGAUCAGGCGCAGGUUCCUCGGGGAGCUACUUCCGGCGGACAGGGCUUUCUGUGCCCGCCGCGCCGGGCGCCCACUAUGAGCUGUUGCCCGGGUACCCCGCGCUGUACCCGGCGCCGCCGCAGUACCAAGGGCACUUCCAGCUCCUCCGCGGGCUCCCGGCGCCUGCGCCCGCGCCAGGCUCCGCCGCCGCGCCCUCCUCCUUCCUCAGUUGUCUGGGACCCGGCACGGUGGGUGCUGGACUCGGGGGCACCUCAGGAGAACCAGACCUGAUGGCCGUGGCUGCGCCGACCAAGCGCAGCCGAAACUCGUUGCCGCGCUCGUGGCCGCGCAGGAAGCAGGCGGCGCACGCGUGCGCGCACCCGGGCUGCGGCAAGAGCUACACCAAGAGCUCCCACCUGAAGGCGCACCUGCGCACGCACACAGGGGAGAAGCCCUACGCCUGCACGUGGGACGGCUGUGGCUGGAAGUUCGCGCGCUCGGACGAGCUGACCCGCCACUACCGCAAGCACACGGGACAGCGGCCCUUCCGCUGCCAGUUCUGCGCGCGCACUUUCUCCCGCUCUGACCACCUGGCUCUGCACAUGAAGCGCCACCUGUGA
Lepus europaeus (European hare) is the source of this 1134-nucleotide messenger RNA. RefSeq names its product KLF transcription factor 1 (gene KLF1). Gene Ontology annotation, biological process: regulation of transcription by RNA polymerase II. The coding region runs from base 13 to 1134 and encodes 373 amino acids. The record is from RefSeq and is a predicted model, not a curated record. The transcript has 3 exons. Lineage: Eukaryota; Metazoa; Chordata; Mammalia; Lagomorpha; Leporidae. Gene Ontology annotation, molecular function: RNA polymerase II cis-regulatory region sequence-specific DNA binding; DNA-binding transcription factor activity, RNA polymerase II-specific.